UACUGUGAACGUUUGAUGUUGGAUGAAUCACUAUGGAUAGGACGAGAUUAUCGGAUUAGAGAACAUUUUGAAGCAGGUGUACUUAUGGGUCUAGGAACAUUCAAUCUUAUGCUUUCAACACUUCCAUCUAAGGUGUUGCGGCUACUUGAAGUUGUUGGUUUCUCAGGCGACAAGAUUAUUGGAAUGAGGGAAUUGCAUCGAUGCGCUGCAAUGACAAAUACAUUGAUGGCGAAUUUCAGCGUGAUGCUAUUGCUUGCAUGGAAUUUGAUUGCGUGUUUCAUGUUCGGCGCUGGCCAGCCUGAUCUUGCUCUCUGCCAUCGACUAAUCCCAUCGCUUAUGUCCAAAUACCCUAAGGGUGCAAUAGUGUUGUUUCUUCGAGCACGCCUUCUGCUUGUUUCUGGAGAAAUCGAUGCUGCCAUCUGUUGCUUCAAUAUGUCUAUACAAUCUCAACAAGAAUACAAACAGUUCCAUCAUGUUGCCUACUGGGAGCUGCUGUAA
Messenger RNA from Strongylus vulgaris, 498 nucleotides. Lineage: Eukaryota; Metazoa; Nematoda; Chromadorea; Rhabditida; Strongylidae. The record is from the annotation of a GenBank genome assembly.